AUGGCCGAUUCUCACUUCAUCAUUCGUUACCUCAUAGAGAACGGCAUCUCCACCGAUCCAGACGACGGUUUGACUCCUGCCCAAAAGGCCGAGUCGAGGGCAUUCCAGGCGUUGAUGGAAGACGUCUUGUACACCGCUAUCGUUUGCGAACGGUGGUAUGUCGAUGAAAACUACGCUACUUUGGUCAAAGAGAUGUUCUCGUCGAUCCCUUGGCCUAUCAGGUCGGUGGUGUGGGGCGGCACUCUUUGGAGGAGAUCUAUAGGCUGGAGAAGGAAGGUUUCGAGGCACUGGAUGCGCGUCUAUCUUUGCACCUAUUUUCACGGUGAUAAACCAUCUCUUAUUGACAUCACCAUCGGUGGUUUCCUCGCGAACUGCUUGGACACAAAAGCGGACCCCUACUUCUCGGAUAAGGUCAUGGCAAGCCCUGUCCUUCGCUCUUUCUGCCAUCGGAUAAAUGCACCGUUGUUCCCAGAAUACAAGCACCUGCUUGGUGAGCUCACCGCUGGGGAUAAACCGUCUGAAGAAGGCACUGCAGAAACGUCCUAG
Serpula lacrymans var. lacrymans S7.9 is the source of this 546-nucleotide messenger RNA. RefSeq lists its product as uncharacterized. The transcript is spliced from 2 exons. The record is from RefSeq and is a predicted model, not a curated record. Bases 1 to 546 code for a protein of 181 amino acids. Lineage: Eukaryota; Fungi; Basidiomycota; Agaricomycetes; Boletales; Serpulaceae.